Molecule: messenger RNA, 2622 nt
Organism: Aspergillus wentii DTO 134E9
Lineage: Eukaryota; Fungi; Ascomycota; Eurotiomycetes; Eurotiales; Aspergillaceae
Product: karyopherin beta
Exons: 8
Coding region: 1-2622 (873 amino acids)
Biological process (GO): protein import into nucleus
Cellular component (GO): nucleus; cytoplasm
Molecular function (GO): nuclear import signal receptor activity; small GTPase binding
Source: RefSeq, a predicted model, not a curated record
AUGAACGUCAAUCAGGUGUUAGAGGGCACCCUGUCGCCAGAUGCCGCGACACGUACAAGCGCUGAGCAGCAGCUGCUUCACGCGGCGGAAGUCGACUUCGCUACCUAUUUGACUACUCUCGGUCAAGAACUUGCAAACGAGAACGCCGCAUCUUCCACCAGAACGGCCGCUGGUCUCGCUUUGAAGAACGCUUUCACUUUCAGAGAUCUCGCCCGGCUACGCGAGGUGCAAGGAAAAUGGCACCAACAGAUCAGCCCAGAAAUUAAGACUCAGGUCAAGGAGCUUGCGCUCCAGACCCUCAACUCGAAGGACGGACGGGCCGGCCAGUCCGCCGCCCAGUUUAUCGUCUCUAUCGCCGCCAUCGAACUUCCUCGCAAUGAGUGGCCCGAGUUGAUGAACAUCCUGGUUAAGAAUGUCGCGUCUGGUUCGGAUCAAACGAAGCAGGCCUCUCUGAUCACUAUCGGUUUCAUCUGUGAAUCCCAGGAUGCCGACCUUCGGGACAGUCUUACCGCCCACUCCAAUGCUAUAUUGACGGCUGUCGUCCAGGGUGCCCGCCGUGAGGAGCCCAACAUGGACAUCCGAUAUGCCGCCAUCAAGGCUCUUAGUGACUCCGUUGAUUUCGUGCGCUCGAACAUGGACAAUGAGGGUGAGCGGAAUUAUAUCAUGCAAGUUGUCUGUGAGGCUACCCAGGCGGAUAACCUCCAGGUCCAGGCUGGUGCCUUCGGAUGCUUGAACCGUAUCAUGGGAGCCUACUACGAAAAGAUGCGCUUCUACAUGGAGAAGGCUCUGUUUGGCUUGAGUAUUAUGGGCAUGAAGAGCGAGGAAGAAGAUGUUGCCAAGCUCGCUAUUGAAUUCUGGUGCACCGUUUGCGAAGAGGAAAUUGCUAUUGAAGAUGACAACGCUGCGGCCCAAUCCGAGGGUUCCACUGAGAUUCGCCCCUUCUUCGGCUUUGCCCGUGUUGCGGCCCGAGAGGUCAUUCCCGUUCUCUUGCUUGAUAUGUGCAAGCAGGAUGAGGAUGCUAGUGAUGAUGAGUACAACGUUGCACGCGCUGCUUACCAGGCUCUGCAGCUCUACGCUCAGUGCGUUCAGGGUGAUGUCAUCCAGCCUGUUCUGUCCUUCGUUGAGGAGAACAUCCGUAACGAGGACUGGCACCGUCGGGAUGCCGCUGUUGCCGCGUUCGGUGCCAUCAUGGAUGGUCCGGACCCCAAGAUCCUGGAGCCCCUCAUCAAGCAGGCUUUGGGUGUCCUUGUUGGCAUGAUGGAGGACAGCUCCGUCCAGGUCCGUGACUCUGCUGCCUACGCGCUGGGCCGCGUGUGUGACUUCUGCUCCGAGACACUUGACCCCGAUGUUCACCUUCAACCUCUUAUCUCUUGCCUCUUCAACGGUCUUGCUAGCACACCCAAGAUCGCCAGCUCCUGCUGCUGGGCUUUGAUGAACGUUGCCGACCGCUUUGCCGGUGACAUUGGUGGCCAGACCAACCCGCUCUCCAAGCACUUCCAGGACAGUGUCAAGUCGCUUCUCACUCUCACCGAGAGACAGGAUGCUGACAACCAGCUCCGCACUGCUGGAUACGAGGUCCUUAACUCUUUCGUCACAAACGCUGCCAACGACAGCUUGCCUAUGGUCGCCACCCUUUCGGAUGUCAUGAUCCAGCGUCUCGAACAGACCAUCCCCAUGCAACAGCAGGUUAUUAACGUCGAGGACCGUAUCACAUUGGAGGAGAUGCAGACUAGCAUUACCAGUGUGCUCUUGGCCAUUGUUCAACGCCUUGAACUCGACAUUAAGCCCCAGGCGGACCGCAUUAUGCAUGUCCUGCUCCAGGUUUUGUCUACCGUCCCUCCCAAGUCCAGUGUGCCUGAUGUGGUGUUCGCCACUGCUGGUGCGCUUGCUGGUGCUCUUGAGGACGACUUCAUCAAGUACAUGGACUCUUUCACCCCAUUCCUCUAUAAUGCUCUUGGUAAUCAAGAGGAGCCUGGUCUCUGCGCCAUGGCCAUCGGUCUGGUCAGCGACAUUUCGCGUGCCCUGAACGAGAAGGUUCAGCCUUACUGCGACACCUUCAUGAACUACUUGCUCAACAACCUGAGAAGCUCUACCAACCAGCUCAAGCCUGCUAUCCUCGAGACCUUCGGAGAUAUUGCUCAGGCUAUUGGAACACAAUUCGACACAUAUCUGCCUGUUGUUGCCCAGGUGCUCCAGCAGGCGUCGAUUGUGACAGCCAGUUCGGAUGUAACUAUGGAAAUGCUGGACUACAUUAUCUCGCUUCGUGAAGGUAUUAUGGACGCAUGGGGUGGUAUUCUCCUCUCGUACAAGGGCACACCGCAGGCCGCACAACUCCAGCCCUUUGUCGAGUCUAUUUUCGGCCUUCUUCACCUCAUCUCUCAGGACCCUAGCAACCGCAGCGAGGGCCUGAUGAGGUCGUCUAUGGGUGUUCUGGGUGACUUGGCUGAUGCUUUCCCCAACGGCGAGUUUGCCGCUUUCUUCCGCAACGAGUGGGUUACCUCUCUCGUCCGGGAGACAAAGUCGAACAGAGAGUACAGCCCUCGCACAGUCGACACCGCUCGCUGGACCCGUGAGCAGGUCAAGCGUCAAGUCACCUUGUCGACUGCUGCUGCCAUGUCUUAA